UACAUGGAUGCGUUUCAAUCUGGAGAGGGAGACCUCACCAUCGUCGUCACUCUCCUCAUCAUACUUCUCACUCUCCCCAACUUCUUCAAUUGAUUUGUUUCUUGGUGAGCUUGUCGGAGCCACAGCAAGGGUCCAUGUUCAUGAAGAAAAGACAGACACCCAGCAUACUGAGGAGGAAGAAAAGGAGAAAGAAGAGGAAUAUUACAUUGCCAUGGAAAACCUGCCCCAUGAAACAGAUGAGCUUGUUCGAGCCACAGCAAGGGUUCAAGUUCAUGAAGAACAGACAGACACCCAGAACGCUGAGGAAGAAGAAGAGGAGGAGGAGGAAGAAGAGUAUUACAUGGCCAUGGAAAGCCUGCCCCAUAGAACAGUACCAAAUGAAGUAAAUGUCAAACCGAUCCAGAUGGAAUGUUGUAAGAGAGUUGGGGUUGAAGGUGGCAAGCUUCAGCUAGAUUCCUUCGAAAUUGAACUUGAGAUCCCUCCAGGUGCAAUUGACAGCGAAGCGCCGCAGGACAUUUCUCUUCGUGUCCUGACAAAUACUCCAAAUCUUGGCAACGGCAAAGAAGAGAUGUCAGUCUGCUUUGGUGUACAGUGUUUAGCCCGUGAUGACUUAGUCCUAAAGUUACCGGUGACUUACACAAUACCUCACUGUGCUGUGAUUUCACGAUACUCCGGUGUGGAGGCAGUCUUGUACACGGGAGAGGGAGAAUACUUACCUAAUGCAGAAGUGAAGGAACAAAUUUCAUUAACACAGUCUGGAAUACCCAACUGCAACAUCGAAAGAGAUGUACUUAGAUUGCAGAUGAAUCACUUCUCGUGGGCGUUCAUCAAAUUCAAGUUGAAGAAUUUCUUCUUUGGAGGGAAGCGAAUGCGUUGCCUGCCAUUUACAGAAAAGCCACUACCAGAGGAAAGAACCACUGUCGUCUUACGUGCACAUCUCUAUGAUGACAUCAAAGGGAUCUAUAUGAAGAUAAUGUCCCAGGAGGAAGGCUUAGGUUUCGUUUAUAUUCAUCCUGAAGCAGAGGUUCUUAUCAGUGUGGCAGAAGUGGACGUCAAAAUGGCUUGUUUCAUAAAGCGUGAUCCCAUUGGAGAUACCAUACAUACUGUCAAGUAUGACGAAUUAUGCAGAGGACACCAUAGGACGAGGUCCUUCAACUUGGACCUGAGCAGCCAGCCAGAUGAAAAAAUAGUAGUGACCUUGCAAGUAGGUCAGACAGGACAAUCAGUGGAAGAACUGCUUUGUAUAUUCAAGUUUACAACUCCUCGUAGAUCCACCAGUCUUCCAACUCGUGGCCAAGAACAGUUGCAGGGUGCAUCAAGUUCACAGACACUGCAAGCAUCAUAUCGAAGUACAGCUGAAACUCUGAAGAACAUUACAGGUAGACAGGAAGACUUUGACGAAAAGCUGACCACUGUUGCUCGAAAAGUUGGCAAGCGUGAUGAGAUAGAUAAUCUCGGGAAGGCUCUCGGCUUCGAGCAAGAAGAUAUCCAACGUUAUGUCGACACAAACAUGAAGAAUGCAGAUGUAUCAUACAUGGGUACACUAUCAAUGCUCCGAAAGUGGAGAAAGAAGCAAACUGAGGCCAAAGAGUUUGAAGCCCUGAAGGGUGUUCUAAGAAAGGCUGGUCAAAUUCGUCUUAUUGAUGACCUAUGAGGUACUUCAUCAGAUGCGAAUUCAGUUUUUAUAUUUGCUUCUCUAUCGAGGAAUACAUUGUUCCAAUGAUAUAUAUAU
Molecule: messenger RNA, 1732 nt
Organism: Strongylocentrotus purpuratus (purple sea urchin)
Lineage: Eukaryota; Metazoa; Echinodermata; Echinoidea; Camarodonta; Strongylocentrotidae
Exons: 9
Coding region: 8-1654 (548 amino acids)
Biological process (GO): netrin-activated signaling pathway
Cellular component (GO): membrane
Molecular function (GO): netrin receptor activity; protein binding
Source: RefSeq, a predicted model, not a curated record